This is a messenger RNA of Rubroshorea leprosula, 295 nucleotides long. Lineage: Eukaryota; Viridiplantae; Streptophyta; Magnoliopsida; Malvales; Dipterocarpaceae. The record is from the annotation of a GenBank genome assembly.
GGAGACAAAGUUAGUAAAGAAAAAUGCCCCUUUUGUGUCUUAAACACGGGACGCCUAGCCUCACGGGUGGGAUGCUAAGGGAAACAUGUCCUAGGGCUGGUAUCUCUUUAAGGCCAUUACAUGCUUUCCUAAAGGGCAUUAGGCCUUCUCAACCAUUUAUCCUUUCGGAAUCAAUGGGAGAUAUUUCCAAAAGCUAAUACACAGAAUGAUAUUACAUCAUCAGGUGUCGUAUUAACCAAUGGAAACAACCUAAUGGGAACCGAUCUUACUCCUCAAAGCGAGAAGAAUUGCUCUU